Nelumbo nucifera (sacred lotus) is the source of this 1337-nucleotide messenger RNA. Its product is annotated as adenylate kinase 1, chloroplastic. Gene Ontology annotation, molecular function: ATP binding; AMP kinase activity. NCBI's taxonomy places the organism in Eukaryota, Viridiplantae, Streptophyta, Magnoliopsida, Proteales, Nelumbonaceae. The record is from RefSeq and is a predicted model, not a curated record. Gene Ontology annotation, biological process: nucleobase-containing compound metabolic process.
ACUAUGUGCCAUUAAAAACCGCCGACCCGCCCCCCGUGUCUGUGCAAGAGAGGGAGAGAGAGUCUCAGAAAUUGUUUGUUGCAUUCUCUUCUUCUCUCUUUCAGUUUGUAACUGCAACAACUAUCUGUUCUGCCAUGGCGGCCGCAAACCGCCUGCUCAGAGCGAGAGCAAGAGGUUCAUCGUUGUCAUCUAUGGCUGCCUACGUGAGGAGCUUAUCUUCGGCCGUCUUUUCCGAAUCUGACCUCCGUGUUCCUUCUUCUCUCCCUCACAAGCCCCUCUCUUUCCGUCGAGAUCCCAAAGACAGAAACGUUCAGUGGGUCUUCCUCGGCUGCCCCGGCGUCGGAAAGGGUACCUACGCCAGUCGCCUCUCCAACCUUCUCGGUGUCCCUCACAUCGCCACCGGGGAUCUCGUUCGAGAGGAGCUAUCUUCCUCCGGUCCUCUCUCCCAACAGCUUGCAGAGAUUGUAAACCAAGGCAAGUUAGUGUCUGACGAAAUUAUAAUAAGAUUAUUGUCUCAAAGGCUUGAAGCUGGAGAAGCAAAGGGUGAAUCAGGAUUUAUUCUUGAUGGUUUUCCAAGAACAAUAAGACAAGCGGAAAUAUUGGAAGAAGUGACCGAUAUUGACUUGGUGAUUAACCUAAAGCUUCGUGAAGAUGUAUUGCUUGAGAAAUGCCUAGGAAGAAGGAUUUGCAGCCAGUGUGGAGGAAACUUCAAUGUUGCCUCCAUUGACAUCAAGGGUGAGAAUGGGAGCCCUGGGAUGUACAUGGCUCCACUUCUUCCACCUCCAAGGUGUGCAUCGAAGCUCAUCACUCGAUCUGAUGAUACAGAAGAAGUUGUAAAAGAGCGGCUCCGUGUAUACAAUGAAAUGAGCCAGCCUGUGGAGGGGUUCUACCGCAGCCGAGGAAAGUUGAUGGAGUUUGAUCUACCAGGAGGGAUUCCAGAAUCCUGGCCAAAGCUGCUGCAAGCUCUGAAUCUUGAUGACCAUGAUGAUAAGCAGUCUGCAGCAGCGUGAGUUAUUAUAGCAACUAGCAAGAUAAUGUAUUUUCAAGGUAAGUAGGUCAUUCUUUGCAUGUAUGAGAUUUACAUGCACGGUGGUUUUGACAAAUGAAUAUUUUUACUGAAAUAAAACUUUGAAUUCUAGUUGCCUAUUUAAUGAGGGAAGUUGUCAAGUUGGGCUCUUGGGGAUGGGUAUCAGAAAAGGCAUGGUGUUGUAUUAUUUGGGGAGUGAAACACAAUUUCAUUCUUGAGUGUUUAGAAUUGACUCAGCUUUCAAAGAAUGACCUCUGUGAAAUAAUUUUCAAAUGUUAAAACUAGGUUUUCUGAUUUAAUUUUGCUUAAA